Messenger RNA from Eutrema salsugineum, 5754 nucleotides. Its product is annotated as homeobox-DDT domain protein RLT2. Gene Ontology annotation, molecular function: DNA binding. Lineage: Eukaryota; Viridiplantae; Streptophyta; Magnoliopsida; Brassicales; Brassicaceae. Gene Ontology annotation, biological process: regulation of transcription by RNA polymerase II. The record is from RefSeq and is a predicted model, not a curated record.
AUUCACCAAACUCUCAAAAACUUUUAAUUAAAUUUUUUUUUCUUCAUACUCUCAAUCAAAUCGCAAUUCAAUCAACACUAUCAAUUUUCUUUUAUUUAUUCCUAAAAAAUUACGGAAGAAAAACCAAAAGAAAAGAAAAAGAAAAGGAAAAUUAAUUUUUGUGUGUGAUGAUGGAAACGAAUAGUCAGACAAGCACUGUUGGUGUUGUUCGUUCGAUUGCUGUUCUUCUUCGUGAUUUCUUCUUCUUUUUAUUUCUUUUAAUAUAUAAUUUUUUUUUCUCUCGGGGUUUAUUAAUGAUCUUGUCGAUAUUGCUCUCUCCGUUGUUAAUAAUGUUUAAUGUUUUUGAUUUUAUUUGCGAAAUUCCCAAUCACAUUCGUAGUAGUCUCGUAGAGAGAGAAAGUUUUUCUUUUUGGUUUUUUUGGUGGAUUUUUAUUCUUCUUUACUUCUUCUCUUUAUUUUCCUCGUCAAACCAAAAAUCCAACGGUGUUCGUGAUGCUGUUUCUUCCUCCUCUCUUCAGAGAAAAACCCAGAAAAACCAUUCCUUUGAUUCCUCCUUUCCCCCACGAAUUUUACUCCUCUGCUCAAGCUUUUUGAUCUAUCUUGUUCAUUGAAGUUUAACAAAAAAAAUGGAAGGUGUGUGUGAAGAAGCAGAGAAGAACAAAACACCUGAAGGUGCUGAGAGUAAGUCUAAACGGAAAAUGAAAACAGCUGCUCAGCUUGAAGUUCUUGAAAAUACUUACGCAGCUGAGCCUUAUCCUUCGGAAGCAAUAAGAGCGGAUCUCUCAGUCAAACUAAAUCUCUCCGAUAGGCAGUUACAGAUGUGGUUCUGUCACCGGCGGCUUAAAGACCGGAAAUCCACAACUCCGAGCAAACGCCAGCGUAAAGAGCCGCCGGCGUCGUCAACGGCGGUUGAAUCCUCUAUACCAGCCGUCAAUGCCGGUGAUUUGGUGGCGGGAAAUGAGCAUAACUCGUUUGGUCACGAGCUUGAUUCCAGAAGAACCCCGCGAGGCGGUGGUGGUGGUGGUUUAACGGUGGUUAGGCGGUUUAGUGAACCGUCUUCCGCCGAGGUUAGAGCCGUUGGUUAUGUGGAAGCUCAAUUAGGAGAGCGCUUGAGAGAUAACGGACCGAUUCUUGGAAUGGAGUUUGAUCCUUUGCCUCCUGGUGCAUUUGGUAUGCCUAUAGAGUUGCCAAGCCAUAGGAAGGCGGCUAGGCAAGCUUUUGAGACCAACAUAUAUGUCCGGUCUGAUGUCAAGCCAGUUAAAGAGUCUGUGAGGACCAUUCGUGAAUAUCAGUUCCUUCCUGAACAACCAUCUUCAAAGACUGAUCAUUCAGAAAGAGCUUCUCCUUCGCACCAUUUUGGAGUUCCACUUGAUGCUUCGGUUUUGAGGGCUUCAUCAGUGUCUGCUGGACAUCGUGAUGACUAUAAAGUUUCACCGAGGAUACCAAACUUGAAUCUUUCAACUCAUCAGGGGAAACACGUCUUUUCGCCUAAUUUGGGAGAAUAUGACUCACCGUAUCAGAAACCCUACGUGGAUACUGGAAACUUAAAUCAUGAGGAUCCAUUUAUACAAUCAGAGAGAGAAGUUGGUAAUGAUGAUGAUGAUGGUGAGGAUGAUGUUAUGCAACUGGAGAGAAAACGCAAGAGUGAAGAAGCAAGAAUAUCUCGGGAAGUCGAGGCUCAUGAGAAGAGGAUCCGAAAAGAGCUUGAAAAACAAGAUAUGCUGAGACGAAAGAGAGAGGAGCAAAUGAGGAAAGAAAUGGAGAGACAAGACCGUGAAAGACGGAAAGAGGAAGAACGGCUUUUACGUGAAAGGCAGAGAGAGGAAGAGAGAUACCUCAAAGAGCAGUUGCGAGAGAGGCAGCGCAGAGAGAAGUUCUUGAAGAAAGAAACAAUCAGGGCUGAGAAAAUGCGGCAAAAAGAAGAGAUGCGUAGGGUAAAAGAGGUUGCUAGGCUUAAAGCUGCUAAUGAGAGGGCCAUUGCUCGUAAGAUCGCAAAGGAGUCUAUGGAACUUAUUGAAGACGAGCGAUUAGAACUCAUGGAGGUCGCUGCACUAACCAAAGGAUUGCCUUCAAUGCUCGCUCUUGACUUUGAAACUUUACAGAACCUCGAGGCAUAUAAAGAUAAGAAGGUGAUAUUUCCCCCAACAUCUGUAAAAUUGAAAAAGCCUUUUGCUGUCAAACCAUGGAAUGGUUCUGAUGAGAAUGUUGCAAAUCUUCUUAUGGUGUGGAGAUUCUUAAUCACUUUUGCGGAUGUUCUUGGCCUUUGGCCAUUUACUCUGGAUGAGUUUACUCAAUCAUUUCAUGACUAUGACCCACGGCUAAUGGGAGAGAUACACAUUGUUCUUUUGAAGACUAUAAUCAAAGAUAUUGAAGGUGUUGCAAGAACAAUAUCAAUGGGCGUUGGAGCAAACCAGAACGCUGCAGCUAAUCCCGGAGGUGGUCAUCCCCAUGUCGUGGAGGGUGCAUAUGCUUGGGGUUUUGAUAUACGCAACUGGAGAAGAAACUUGAAUGUUUUUACUUGGCCUGAAAUCUUGAGGCAACUCGCUCUCUCUGCUGGGUUAGGACCACAACUGAAGAAACCAGACAUUAAAACCAUGUCUGUUCAUGAUGACAACGAGGCCAACAACUCUGAGAAUGUGAUUUUCAACUUAAGGGUUGGAGUAGCAGCUGAGAAUGCUUUUGCCAAGAUGCAAGAAAGAGGUCUUUCUAAUCCGCGACGUUCACGGCAUCGUUUGACUCCAGGCACAGUUAAAUUUGCUGCCUUUCAUGUUCUGUCUAUUGAAGGCGAAAAGGGUUUGACAAUUCUCGAUGUUGCAGAUAAGAUUCAGAAAUCAGGAUUGAGGGAUCUAACGACGAGCAGGACACCUGAAGCCUCGGUUGCUGCUGCGUUGUCUCGGGAUUCGAAACUCUUUGAGAGAGUAGCUCCUUCUACUUACUGUGUGCGUGCUUCCUAUAGAAAAGAUGUAGGUGAUGCUGAGACUAUAUUCGCUGAAGCGAGGGAGAGAAUACGCAUGUUUAAAAGUGGUGUUACCGAUGUAGAAGAUGUUGAUGACGCUGAGAGGGAUGAAGAUUCCGAAAGCGAUGUCGCAGAUGAUCCAGAGGUUGAUUUGAAUCUUAAAAAGGUAGAUCCUGAUGCUGUGGAGAUAGAAAACUUAGCCGGUGUCGAACCUGUGUUGGAAAAUGGGAAAUUGGAAACAGUUACCAUGAAAACCGAACAGGUACUGCCUCUUAAAGAUGAGAAAAGAGAUGAUAGUUUAGCAAAUGAAGCUCUAGAGGAUCCGGUUGCCAACGAUGAGGACAAUGCUUGUUUUGAUGAAAGUAAACUUGGGGAACAGUGGGUUCAAGGACUUGUGGAAGGAGACUACUCGAAUCUCAGCGUCCAGGAGCGUUUAAAUGCACUUGUUGCUCUCAUUGGUAUCGCCAUCGAAGGAAACACAAUCCGGAUCGCCCUUGAGGAACGUUUGGAAGUUGCGAGUGCGUUAAAGAAACAAAUGUGGGGUGAAGUACAACUCGACAAACGAUGGAAAGAAGAGUCUUUGAUUCGAGCCAACUACCUUUCAUACCCAACGCCAAAGCCGGGGCUGCUUAAUAACGCAACCGCUGCAUCAGGAAACCAAGAAAGCUCAUCAGCUGAUGUGACUCCAAUCUCCUCACAGGACCCAUUGAGUCUUCCACAGAUCGAUGUGAACACAGGACCAAGCUUGCCAUCGCAAGAAAAUGUAUCUGGAAUGGAGAGUUUGCAGUAUCAGCAGGGUUACACAGCGGACAGGGAAAGGCUCCGUGCACAGUUAAAAGCGUAUGUUGGAUAUAAAGCAGAAGAGCUAUAUGUAUAUAGAUCACUUCCACUGGGUCAAGAUCGAAGGCGUAACCGUUACUGGCGGUUUUCGGCGUCUGCAUCUCGGAACGAUCCCGGUUGUGGAAGGAUAUUUGUUGAACUUCAGGAUGGUCGAUGGAGGCUCAUUGAUUCCGAAGAGGGUUUUGACUAUUUGGUGAAGUCACUAGAUGUUCGAGGUGUACGAGAGUCACAUCUACACUUCAUGUUGCUGAAGAUCGAAGCAUCUUUCAAGGAUGCAGUGAGGAGGAAUGUGGAUUGUUCCAUAUCUUCUAGCUUAGAUUCCGAUACUGAAGAGAUCUCCACGACGUUUAAGAUGGAGCUAGGGGAUCAUCAUAACGCCAUGGCGAGAUUCCGGAGCUUUGAGAAGUGGAUGUGGGAUAACACGCUGCAUCCUGGUGCAUUAUCUGCGUUUAAGUACGGAGCCAAGACAAGCGGUCCGCUUUUACGCAUUUGCAGAAUCUGUGCGGAGUUGAACUUUGUUGAGGAUGUUUGUUGUCCGAGUUGUGGUCAGAUGCAUGGUGGUUCGAAUGUUGGUGAGCUGUGUUUUGCUGAACAAGUGGCUCAGCUCGGUGAUAACUCGAAAGGAGGAGAUCCUUUGUUUAUCUUGCGUGGCUCGGUCUCGUCUCCUCUGAGAAUAAGACUGCUCAAGAUUCAAUUAGCACUUAUCGAAGCUUCUCUUCCACCAGAAGGACUUCAAGCUUUUUGGACCGAGAAUCUAAGAAAGUCAUGGGGUCUGAAGCUGUUGUCAUCAAGUUCCCCUGAAGAACUUCAUCAGGUUCUCACAGCUUUAGAGGUAGCACUAAAGAGAGACUUCCUGUCUUCAAACUUCGAAACAGCUUCAGAACUCUUGGGUUUACCGGAGGAAUCUCUCGCCAGCGAUCUCUCUUGUUCCGGUAAUGUACUACCGUGGGUACCAAAGACAACGGGUGUAGCUUUGAGACUCUUUGAACUCGACAGCUUCAAUGUUACACCACCUGAUCAAAACACGAUCUCAAAAGACAAAGAAUCCCAAGAAUUUCGUCGUAAUUUUCUUGUUCACAAGGAUUUGGAGACGAAGUUUCUGAGUAAUGUCCAAGAAAACGAUGCAAUGGAGACGACUCCGGUGCAAGUUGCUUACACGCACGAAGAGAACUGGACAGAGCCUGGUGUCUCUAGCUCUGGUCGAGGUCGACCACCACGAGGACGUGGCCGGCCUCGUUCCCGUGGCAAGAAACCGUCGUUGGCUUCUUCUUCUGGUAGACCACCAAGAGGUGGAGCAAAUUCAAAUGGUGAAACAAUGUUGAGACCAAGAGCUCAACCUCGCGGCGGGGGUAGAAAGAACGGACGGCGGAGCAGCACCAGAAGCCGGUUGAGACCGACAAAAGGAACGCUCGGUAUAUCUAAUGAAGGAGGAGGAGGAGGAGGAGGAAGACGAGCUAAAGAAGUUGUUGUAACCACCAAGAACGCUUUUCCUGAUAAUGAUGAUUGGAUUGAGACGCCUGAAUUGCAGGAGGAUGAUGAUGGAGAAGCUAGCAGCUCGGGGAGGUCGUUUCAGUAUAAGGAGGACUAUGACGAUGUCAUGGCUCCAUUUGAUGGGGAAUCAAGUAAAUUAGUAGGUAGGGGUGAGUUUAGUUUACAUAGUGAUGAUGAAUACGAAGAAGAAGAUGAAGAAGAAGAAGAAGAUAUGAAAAUGGAAGUGAAUGUUGAUGAUGAAGAUGAAGAUUAUGUAAACGAGGAUUUUGAUGGUAGAGAGCAGCCGGAGAUUAGUAUUGAUGCAGCUCGGAAAAGGUUUCCUUUCGAAGAUCCUGAUCUAACAUCUUCAUCUUCUUCCGAUUUUCAGUGACUGAUUAUUAGAACAGAAACAAAACGCUGAAUUUAACAGUUCACAUUUUUAUUAACCCUUUUUUUUUUUUUAAUUAAGGUGGCAUCAAUUGUGAUCU